AUGUCCACCACAUCCGCUCUGCAGACCCGUCUUAAAGAGCUGUCGUCUACACUAGGAGAGAUCCAGCCGCUUGUUGACCGUCUGAACACGUUCACCGCUUCCAUCGGCCAAGGCGACGAGGCUCGCGUGGAGCUCGGGUCCGAGAUUCAUGCGCGGGUGAAGGAAGCCGAGGAGGAGCUGGAGCUGCUGCGGGUGGAGGUUGAGGCACUCGAUUCUGGUACAAGUGAUAGGAGGAGGAGGUCUCUGGCUGGUAAUGGGGACAAGGAGGCGGAAAAGGAACGAGUGGUUGCGCUGGCGGGGAGGUUGGCGGCUGAUCUCAAACGGACUCGGGGGGAAUUUCGAAAUGCCCAAUUGCAGGCCAAGCGGAAUGCAGAGCUUGCGAAGCGCAAAGAGAGAGAGCUACUGCUGUCACGGCCAAAGUCGCCUCCUGGAGAUGGACAGCGCCGACCAUCGGAGAAACUCACCCAGGAUGCUCUGGAGCGAAAUGCGUCCAACGACGUUACGGCUGCAUUACGGAGAACACACCAACUGAUGCAGGCGGAGCUAUCCCGGAGCCAGUUUGCGCAUGAGACCCUCGAACAAUCCACUGCAGCCAUUUCCUCCCUGUCCGAAUCCUAUACCAGCCUCGACACCCUUCUCGCCUCGUCCCGCAGUCUUGCCAGCUCUCUGCUCCACUCCCAGAAAUCAGAUACCUGGUACCUCGAGACCGCCUUUUAUCUUCUUGUUGGUACUAUCACAUGGCUUCUCUUUCGUCGCAUUCUGUACGGGCCUAUGUGGUGGCUGGUCUGGCUUCCCGUCAAAUUCAUUGCUCGCUUUGUCUUUGCAGUGCUGGGAGUAGGGGGACUUUCCAGUACCGCUGUACAGCCCGCUUCGAGUCCACUUGGUGACAUCUCUACUACCAUCCAUGGAACAGGUACUACCGUUGUCUCAACUGCUGUGACAGGUAGUGGUGUGGCUGAAAAUCAGAAACCAUCAGCGCCUGACGACGAUGACCGCCUGAUUGACAGGGUUGGAAAGAUGGUCGAGGAGAGUGAUCGGCCGCGGAACACGAAGAAGAGAAUGUACGAAGAGGAACCGGAUGAUCCGCACCGCUUUGAUGAGCUAUAG
Penicillium lagena is the source of this 1107-nucleotide messenger RNA. Its product is annotated as putative protein transport membrane glycoprotein Sec20. Gene Ontology annotation, molecular function: SNAP receptor activity. NCBI's taxonomy places the organism in Eukaryota, Fungi, Ascomycota, Eurotiomycetes, Eurotiales, Aspergillaceae. Gene Ontology annotation, cellular component: endoplasmic reticulum; SNARE complex. The record is from RefSeq and is a predicted model, not a curated record. The transcript has 3 exons. Gene Ontology annotation, biological process: retrograde vesicle-mediated transport, Golgi to endoplasmic reticulum. Bases 1 to 1107 code for a protein of 368 amino acids.